Molecule: messenger RNA, 2721 nt
Organism: Hippocampus comes (tiger tail seahorse)
Lineage: Eukaryota; Metazoa; Chordata; Actinopteri; Syngnathiformes; Syngnathidae
Product: potassium channel subfamily K member 2-like
Exons: 9
Coding region: 293-1549 (418 amino acids)
Biological process (GO): stabilization of membrane potential; potassium ion transmembrane transport
Cellular component (GO): plasma membrane
Molecular function (GO): outward rectifier potassium channel activity; potassium ion leak channel activity
Source: RefSeq, a predicted model, not a curated record
UAUCCCAUCCCUCCUUCGCUCAGGGAGCGCAGUGGAGCAGCGUGCAUGCCAGAGAGCCAAAGAGCAUUUGUCUGGCACACGUGGAGCUCCAACACCGCUCUGCCGCUGGCCCGGCCUCAGCGGAGGAGAGACCAAGAAGACGAGGAAGAGGAGGAGGAAGAGCAGGACAAGGAGGCCUCAGCAUCACAGGGAGGAGAGGCCAAGAGGAGGAAAGAUUCCCCGAAACGCAGUGAGGGCGUCGAAUGAGGAGGAGAAGAGGAGCCCGGAGGGCAUUGGAUAGGCUCAAUCCAGGAUGGCAGCUCCAGACUUACUGGACCCCAAAGCGGCCACUCACAACACAAAGCCCCGCCUCUCCUUCUCCACAAAGUCCAUCACGCUGACUCCACGAGAGGAGAGCGAGGUGGUUGCCACGGUGAUGAAAAGGAAGACGGUGACCGCCAUCUUUCUUUUAAUCGUCUUCUACCUGGUGAUGGGAGCGGCCGUUUUCAGGUCUCUGGAACAGCCUCAUGAGAGUGCUCAACGCUUGGCCAUCUUGACCCAGAAGUUGGACUUUCUGGCCAAACACCCCUGCGUCAACCACAGUCAUCUGGAGGAUCUGGUUAAGCAAGUCGUGGCAGCCAUCCGCUCGGGAGUGAACCCUGCCGGGACGCUCGCCAAUCCCAGCAGCCUGUGGGACCUGAGCUCCGCCUUCUUUUUUGCCGGGACUGUCAUCACCACCAUUGGCUUCGGGAACAUCUCUCCUCACACGGAGGGCGGGAGAAUCUUUUGCAUCGUCUACGCUCUGCUGGGCAUCCCACUUUUCGGUUUCCUCCUGGCCGGCGUAGGCGACCAGCUGGGCACCAUCUUUGCAAAGAUCAUCGCUAGAGUGGAGAAGAUGUUUGUGCACUGGGACAUCAGUCAGACGAAGAUCCGGGUCAUAUCUACAUUGCUGUUUGUGCUCUUUGGCUGCUUGCUGUUCGUGGCGCUCCCGGCAGCCAUCUUUCAACACAUCGAGGGCUGGUCAGCGCUGGAGUCGCUUUACUUUGUGGUCAUCACUUUGACCACCAUCGGCUUUGGGGACUUUGUUGCAGGGGGGUCAGAAAUCGAGUACUUGGACUACUACAAACCAGUAGUUUGGUUCUGGAUUUUGGUUGGACUGGCCUACUUUGCCGCCAUCCUCAGCAUGAUUGGAGACUGGUUAAGAGUCAUUUCGAGGAGGACCAAAGAAGAGGUGGGAGAGAUCCGCGCCCACGCAGCCGAAUGGACGGCCAACGUGUCAGCAGAACUGAAGGAAACGCGCCGACGAGUGAGUGUGGAAAUCUACGACAAAUUCCAGCGGGCCGCUUCCAUUAAACGUAAACUGUCGUCCGAGCUUGGUUUCAGCCCCGCCGCAGAAUUUGGGCUGCCACGAAGGACGGUAUCAGCCAAUCACAGCGAGGAGCGGGAGAAGAGCGACAAGGAGGCGGGGCUACCGGGGCUGACGCCUCAGCUAAACCGGAACUGUGGCUUAUUUAUGAACGGUCUGGACCUGGAAAGAGGCGAUAUGGCCAUUAUUGAACAUGUUAAGUGAAGGGCAGUUUGUUAUAUCGUGACCUGCUCGAAAAUCUUGGAAAAUGGAUUUCUUAACCAUGGUGGACAUCCUUGUUCUCCGUAAAGAUUUCCAGCUUUUCUGGGAGAGGUCUGGGAGUUUAAAUGUCAAUCAACAAUGGGAGCAACCACUAAAUAUUCAAACAGGAGCAAAUGUUAACAGUUUGUUCAUACGUGCUCCAUAGUUCUCAAACUAUUUGGGUCCUGGGACCUCCUCAUAAUUUUCACACCAAUUAAGCAUAACUACCAUGUAUACCCUCUCAAUGCCUGAAUACAUAAUAGUUGCUCAUUCGAGAGAAAAAAAAGUUGGUACGUAACAAUAACAAAUUUCUAUUUUUAAAGAGUUGCUCAGUUGUCAUAAAAAAGUUGUAAUCUUUCCAAGAAGAAAAAAAAGCCAAUUUAACGACUAUAUGUGCCCCUAAAUGCUUUAAGAAUUUUUUUUAAAUGGCCUAUUUUAAGGGGGGAAACAUUUCGAGAGGGGUAAUAGAAUAAGGAUAUUUCCCUCCUAGCAAAAGUCGUAAUAUUAUGAUAUCAAAGUGGGACUUAGUAUUGUUAUAACUGCUAGCAAGAUUUGAAUGUAGCCUCAUUUCACUACAUGCUCGAUUCUGACCGAGGCCUCACACUUAACUAACGUGCACAAGCACGAUUCUUAAACAUGGCCGUUCAUCAUGGCAAGCGAUUAUGAAAGUGCGUCGCACAGCGUCACCAAAAUAGCAGCUGUAGCCAUACUAAGCUAGCAUUAGCACUUUUAACAGCCAAUGUAAGCCACGCCUGCUUCGUGUUAGAAUGGUUUAUUUGUAAUUGAGUGUUAUUUUUACACAUAGUUAUCGUUUUAAGUUUUAUUUUUGGGAAUAUACAAUCAAUUAAAUAUCAAAAAGGUAAGAAAUGUAACUGUCGAGCUAAUUGCUAAUUCCGUAUUGCUUCUGAAUCUUAGGUGCCUGUAGUCUUCUUCUGUUUCCUCGUCUUCUGCCCAAUGUUCGUUUAUUUUUGUUGUUGUUUUUGUCAAGAGGUGGACAUUCGGUCAUAGUUUCAGCAAAGCUCCCGAAAGCCUUGGGAACAGGUCAGCAUUUGGCUGUGCUGGUGGUGGGUUGGGGUGAAGGCGCUUGCGAGUGAAUGACAAACGUUUGAUACCUUGUUAGUCAAGCAUUCUGUCUG